Messenger RNA from Agrilus planipennis (emerald ash borer), 482 nucleotides. RefSeq lists its product as uncharacterized. NCBI's taxonomy places the organism in Eukaryota, Metazoa, Arthropoda, Insecta, Coleoptera, Buprestidae. The record is from RefSeq and is a predicted model, not a curated record. The transcript has 3 exons. The coding region runs from base 68 to 385 and encodes 105 amino acids.
ACACGUGCUCAACCUUUUCUACAGCUACAUCGUCAGUAUUGAACAGAAAAGUUGCACGGAGCGUACAAUGAAAAUUUUAGUGUUACGCAUAUUUUUGCUGUACGUACUGUUUUGCUUAAGCGAAAUAGAAUCAGCUGAUGUAAUUCAUGGAAAAUCCGAUGAUGGCCCUCCUGGCGUGUGUUACAUCAAAAAAAUAAAGUUACAGAUUCCGGACAAAGGAUACGUUUAUAAAGGAUGCCGUUUAUAUACAUGCAAGUAUCCAGAUUAUCUAAAGUAUGGAUGUCCUUCUAUUAAAAUCAAAGGACCAAAUGGAAAACUGUGUACACCGGCAAAGGACUUGACAAAACCCUAUCCAGACUGCUGCAAUAGCGGCAAGUGUGCAUAAUCAAAUAAAUUUCUUUACCAUAAAUUUGAAAUGUACUGAAUAUGUCAAUGUAUUACUAAUUCUGUAAUAUUUAUCUUGAAUAUACCUUUAAUUUAAA